GCGAGAGAGCCGUGGACUCGGGAGAGCGUCCACUGCCAUCGGAGUGUGCGAGGAAACGGAUAGUGUAUCUAGUUCGCUUCGCAUCCCCGCUCGUGGCCCGAUAACCCGCCUCAGGUUGAAUCAUGGCGCGUACCAAGCAGACUGCCCGUAAGUCGACGGGAGGAAAGGCUCCCCGCAAGCAGCUCGCGACGAAGGCGGCCAGGAAGAGCGCUCCGUCCACCGGUGGCGUGAAGAAGCCGCAUCGUUACAGGCCCGGUACUGUGGCGCUUCGAGAAAUCCGAAGAUACCAGAAGUCGACCGAGCUGCUGAUCAGGAAGCUGCCGUUCCAGCGGCUGGUUCGUGAGAUCGCGCAGGACUUCAAGACCGACCUGCGCUUUCAGAGCGCCGCGAUCGGCGCCCUCCAGGAAGCGUCUGAGGCGUACCUCGUCGGCCUGUUCGAGGACACCAAUCUGUGCGCGAUCCACGCGAAGCGCGUGACGAUCAUGCCUAAGGACAUCCAGCUAGCCCGGCGAAUCCGCGGCGAGCGUGCUUAAGAGGGGACGCUAUGUAAAACUCGCAUACAUACCGUUCUCACUGCGACCAUUAUUAUUAUUAUUAUUAUUAAUUAUUAUUAUUAUUAAUUACCGUUUGCAAUCGUCGUGGAUGAAGCACUUUCAUUCCAAGCUCUAUAUAACUUUCGUUCUAUUCACGUAGAGACACGCGCCGUAGCGUUAAUCCCUCCCGGUGAUUAGUCCCGUCUUCUUCAAACAAACAUAGAUUUCGAUUGGACCUCGCGAAGAAUAUCGCGAGUCAGAGGCCAGUAUUCGGUGGUCGGUUCUUAUAUUCCAGACCGUCCCUGUGAGUAACGUUCUUAAGACUGUUGCAAGCCAAUCCUGUGCCGUGCAUCUUAAGAUGUUACUUAGGACGGUCUUGAGAUACGAACGGACAUGCGAAUGCCAGUCGAGGGCACUUUCAUCUUAUCUUCCUUUUUGUUUUCCCCGUUUCUUCGGAAUCUCGAACGGCGCUUAAAUAAACACGGCUUUUCGAUUCGCACACAUUUACGUAAUACCGGGCGGAUAUUCACACAGAUUUACGCGAUAUAUAUAUAUAUAUAAUUUACGCUGAGAGAGAGUUUUGUUAGAUGGUUUUGAUUAGAUAGCGUUCGUUAGCGUUUCUCUUCCUUCACCCUCUCUACUUCUCUUCUUUUUGUCGUCAUUAAUGUUACGCAUAACAAUGUCAUUAUAUCAUUAGUACUCGGAGAAAAAAAAAAAGAAAGCGUGCAUUAGAGUGUAAGACACCCUUCAUAGUGACCCGAUGUCGUGCUUAACGUAUUAGAUCUCUGUACUCUCAAGUUACAUAUGAUUCAUCAUUUUUGGUCACCUAAGCAUUGUGUAAAAAUUUGUGUAAAAAUAAAAACGCAUUUCGUAAAUAAAAAUCUCAAGUGCGCACGA
This is a messenger RNA of Wasmannia auropunctata (little fire ant), 1430 nucleotides long. RefSeq names its product histone H3.3. NCBI's taxonomy places the organism in Eukaryota, Metazoa, Arthropoda, Insecta, Hymenoptera, Formicidae. Gene Ontology annotation, molecular function: structural constituent of chromatin; protein heterodimerization activity; DNA binding. The coding region runs from base 123 to 533 and encodes 136 amino acids. Gene Ontology annotation, cellular component: nucleosome. The record is from RefSeq and is a predicted model, not a curated record. The transcript is spliced from 3 exons.